CUUUCCCAAACGGCAUCGUUUCGCGCUGUUUCUUCUCUUCUUUCUUCAGAUACCGAUACGGCGAUGUAGAAUAACAGAGGGAGGGAGGGACGCGUGAGCGUCUGCUGAGCCGUUGAAGCCGCGAAGCAGGGAUCGAGACCGAGAAGCGGAAGGCGGUAAUUCGAGGACUCUGCAAUCUUAUUUUAGAGGGAGAGUUAUCGGAUUCAGAAGGCGGGCAAGCUCUGGAAUUUGGAGAAGGGGGGCUGGGGGUGGGGGUGGUGGUUUCUGUUCGAAGUCGAGACAGAGGGAAAAAAAAAAAAGAGAGAAAGAGAGAGAAAUGGAGGGGUUCUUCUCCUCUGCUCGAUUCUGGGGUUCGAGGUAGUCUUUUGGGGAAAUAAUUGGAAGCAGAAUAGAGUAAGAGAGGGGAGCUCACGGAGAAAAUCUGCGUGAACGAAAGUUCGGGAGUUUUCUGGUUUGAGGAUGGAGGGCUUAGGUGAGUGAAAAACGGAGAGAUAUUGAGGAGAGAUAAGAGAGCUCGAGAGGCAGAGGACUUCUCUGACUGAGAAACAGAGAGACGAGAGGUAAAGAGGGUGAAAGUAGAGUGAUUUUUGUUUCUGAGCAAGGAGAGAAGAGAAAUUCUUGAGAAGAUCAGAGGGUGACGAAAAAGCUGAGAGAAGAGCAAUAGCAGAAUACGGAUCCUUCUGGGUGAAUUGCUCCAGGAGAAUGAGAGUUCCCCGAAUUCUUGAGGUAUGGAAACUGGGCACGGUAAACUACUUGGACGCGCUCAAACUUCAGGAGAGACUAGUCUCUGAUAGGAGAGCUCACAGAAUUCAAGAUACUCUCUUAUCUAUGCAACAUCCUCCAACAUAUACACUUGGUAAACGACGAACUGAUCACAAUUUGUUAAUCCCUGAGUCUGAAGUUCAAACGAUGGGAGCUGAACUUCAUUAUACACAAAGGGGAGGAGAUAUUACAUAUCAUGGUCCACAUCAAGCCAUCUUAUAUCCCAUUAUUUCUCUUCGUGACAUUGGCUUUGGUGCUCGGAAGUAUGUGGAGAAACUGGAGUUAACUAUGAUUGAAUUAGCAUCUUUAUAUGGCCUGAAAGCUUGUCCUGGGCAGGCAGGUGAGACAGGAGUUUGGAUUGGAGAUAGAAAGAUUGGUGCUAUUGGAGUUCGAAUAUCAUAUGGCAUUACUUCUCAUGGUUUAGCAUUCAACAUUGACCCUGAUCUAAACUAUUUUAAGCACAUUGUGCCUUGUGGGAUUACGGGUAAAGAUGUAACUUCUUUGAAGAGAGAGACAGGUAUCAUUCUUCCAGCCGAAGAAAUAAUUCACGAGCAAUUAAUUUCUUGCUUUGUGAGACUAUUUAAUUAUAGUAGUGUUACCUGGAAAGAGAACCCUGCAAUACUGUUGGAUAAUGGGAAAACAACUGAUAUUUGUCGGUAGUAUGGCAAAAAUAAAUUUACUGCAGAAAUUUUCAUGUUUAUUUAAAUUAAAAUUAUAGAUCCUCAUUGACGUAUAUGUUCGGAAAGAUUUUAAUGCUGGCGUGAGUAAUGCAUGUAACAUUAUUCUUUCAGGCUAGUUUAUUGGAGUUGAUAGGACUCUGGAUGAAUACUAAUUUUGAUACUUUUAUCUGUUGCGUUAUAGUUGACUCAUCUUUACUCUUCAGACUUGGAGUUUGAUCCAUGCCAUCUACUUGGUCUUGAUGAGUACAUAUCAAUUUUUUUUUUUCUUGAAACAGAGAAUCUUCAAUCCACGUGAAUUUGGGUGAAUGAGAUCUUGAAGAAAAUUUCACCAAAAUCUUUAUUUGUGGUGCUUUGACCACUCCUCGCUUUCAUUCUUCUCCUCCAUUUCCUGCUGAAAUUACUUGCUGACUAAUCAGUGACUAUACUCAUAUGAUAGCUUCCAAUAAUGAUCUCAGCUGAAUUUAUGAAUUAUUUAGUUUACUGGAGAGACAUCAUAGUCUUUUGUACUUUGCUGCCAAAGAUUGUCAUGAUGUUUAGGCAAGUGGAUCCUCAUAAUAAAAUGUUGCCAAGUUGUUGAAAAAUCCAUGUUCUAUGUUCAAUUGUUCUUUGAAUCUUAGGAAAGCAAGCAGCUGUGAGGAAGACUUUAGGUUAAAAAAUUGAUAAAAGUCUACAGGAAUUUCAUCAUGGCUGAAAAUCCAGCUAUAUUUUAUUGAAGGCAUUAUGCCAUUUACUAUUUCAGCCAUGUGGCAAAUUGUUUCUGAAGUAUUAUCAAAUGCAGUAAUUGGGAUAAAAUUAGGAGAAUAUUGAAGGAGAAUCAGAUGGUUUUCCCAAGGAUGGUUUGGUGAUUCCUGCAGUGGAAAGUAGUCUUACCCAGCUAACUUUAGUUGUGUUUGUUAAAACAAGUACAAAAUUAAUUAGUGAUUCAGAAAAGAAGAACCGAAAAUUGUGAUACCUGAUUUGUCUCAUGUGACUGAUCACAUGAGACAUGUUGAAAAAUAUUUCAGGAUUGCAGAGGAGUCAGAGAAAUAUUAUACUAAACAUCAACUUCACAUGACAAGAUCAGCUACUUCCCAAGUUCCACCCUAUUAAAGAAAACCAAA
Molecule: messenger RNA, 2542 nt
Organism: Carica papaya (papaya)
Lineage: Eukaryota; Viridiplantae; Streptophyta; Magnoliopsida; Brassicales; Caricaceae
Gene: LIP2
Product: lipoyltransferase 2
Biological process (GO): protein lipoylation
Molecular function (GO): lipoyl(octanoyl) transferase activity
Source: RefSeq, a predicted model, not a curated record